CCGAGUCAUGAGUAAAAGGACCAAAGGCGAGUCCAUUACUUGUUCUACACCCACUCACACGGACAGAUAUACAUGUACAUAGAUAUAUAGCUUCUCGUAUAUGUGUAUGUGUAGUGGUGGAUCUAAUUGCUCGCUGUAUAUGCAUUUGAGCUCUUCAAUCAAUCGAAGAACAGAGGUUGAAGAUGUUGGACGUACUAUUAGGGCGAGGAUUUAGCUCCAAAUGUAAAUCGUCGAUUAAGCUGACGAGGACUCGAAUCGAUGUGCUGCGGAGGAGGAAGGAGGCGACGCAGAGGUUUCUGAAGAGUAAUCUGGCUCAGCUACUUGCUAAUGGCCUCGAUAUCAAUGCCUAUGGAAGGACCGAAGAAUUUCUUGCUGGACUGAACCUAUUGUCAUGUUAUGAUUUUAUUGAGCAGUCCUGUGAAUACAUAUUGAAGCAGGUUUCUGUCAUGCAAAAACAGAGUGAAUGCCCUGAGGACUGCAGGGAGGCUGUGGGAUCCCUGAUGUUUGCUGCAGCAAGAUUUUCUGAUUUGCCUGAAUUACGCGACCUCAGGGACACAUUUCAGGAGAGAUAUGGAAGUUCUUUGGAACAUUUUGUUAAUCCAGAGUUUGUUGAGAAAUUAGCUUUGAGGCCUCCAACAAUGGAGAAGAAACUCCAGUUUUUGCAAAGCAUAGCAUUAGAGUUGUCAAUAAAGUGGGACUCCAGGGCUUUUGAACAGAGGAUGGCUAAUCCUUCUGCAUUUGCAAAGGAGGCACCUAAGGAAUAUGGGCCUGUCCUUGACCAUGUCGAUAAAUUCAAAUUACCUAUUGCCAAAGAGACCAUUACAAAGAUGGAGAAACGAAAUCAUUCUUAUCAAGAGAGGACUGAGCUUACCAAUGACAAGCAUAGACUGCGCAAUGGCGGGGAGGAUAGUCUCUUGAAAAGAGAUGAGUUGGACCAUCAGAUCUUUUCAAGAGAGGAAUUAACUGGUCAUAGGGAGAAGCCACUCAUGGGUAGGGAACAAUGUAUUCCAAAAAGAGACAACGACAACGUUCCCUUCCAAGGAAGACGAGAAUUCACAGAUGGCAAACAUGAAUCAUUGCAUGGAAAGGAGGAUACUGCCCUAAAAUCAAUUAGACCAAACCGUUCAAAUUUUGGAAAAGGGCCAGAAUUUUUUGAUAGUGGAUAUGAGAUACAUAAUGAUAGGAUGAAUAGUAUCCCAAACAGAGAUGGCCAUGGCCAUCUAUCUGAUGGAAAAUCAGAAGUUGCUGCUCGAGUUAUGGGAGUUCCAAGUAGGCGUAAUGGUAAAGAUGUUUUGUCAGUUGGUUAUAGCGAUUAUAGUCAACCAGGUACUGCAAACUCAACAAGCAAAGUUAAGGAUGAAGAAACAGAUAGGUUGAAGUCCUACUCACGUAAUGCCAUCCUUCCUCCACCAUACGUUAAAUCAAAAGGUAAACCUGUCCCUCCACCUUAUAUUAAAUCAAAAGAUGGCAAAUACGGAGUUAACACAGAAGCUAAUCAUGCCAGUGCGGACUCCGAUGGAACCUCCAUGGACUCUUUAAUGCGUAAGAGUAACAAUGUUGUGCAGAGGUCAGAGAGGAACCAGGGAGAAUCAGAUUAUCCAAACUAUGACGACCGAGUUGUUGGACCUGCACAAGUGAGUAGUCAUGGUUUUCAGAAAGAUGUAGCUUACCGGGAUAAUAUACCCCUGCCAAAACCAAGAUCAAUUAGGAGGAAACACUCAAAAUCGUUAUCCAAUCGUGAUGAUUUCGGUAAUAUUGAAGAUUCUGGGGUUGCAAAGAGAAGUUCAAGUAGCAAGAGAAGGGACAACUCAAGAAAGGGCUUGCAAAUCUUGUUUGAUGAUGAACAUCAUCAGAAAGAUGAAGAGGAAAGGAGGAUAGAUAGAUUACUGCUGCAUUACAGUAAGAAACCAUCAUCAACCUAUGAACCAGAAAAGGUACGUAGAAAGUCCAAAGCUCAAGCUCAUGCAUCGCAUCAGAUAGCCACUGAUGGGUCUGAUGGGCAGGCAGAAAUGGUUCCUCAUCCCACAAGAUCGGUUUCUCUCCCCAGUGAGCAACCUACUCCGACAGAGACGGUGAAAGUUUUUACUCAUGCCAAUUCCUUUCAGCCAGAUAAGCCAGCACAGCAUGUACAUCCCAAAUUACCAGAUUAUGAUGAUUUGGCUGCCCGGUUUGCAGCCAUGAAGGGACAGUGAAAGGUGCAAGGAAUCCAAACUUAGAAUUUGGUGUCUUAGAUUGCUUACGGGAGUAUAUCCGUUGUUGUUGUCUUCUUACUUGCGUUUACCUAGAAAUGUAUUGUUCUCUUUGUGGGGAGCGGAUAGAGAGGAUUUCACUCCUGCUCCCAUAAAGGGCUAUGCUCAAAUCACCUACAUAUACAAGGUCUGAUUUUAUUUUGGAAUCAGCUUGGGCCUUUUGUUUUGUGUUGCUGUGGUGUACUGUUGUAUCUGUUCGUGAAACCUCAUAUGUUAUAGAUUCCUCUGACUAAUAGUUAUGAGUUGAGAUUGAGAUUGCAGCUAUGCUACCAGAGUUUUCACAGUUAAUGUUUAGUUUCAUUUAGUUAUUGUAAU
This is a messenger RNA of Camellia sinensis, 2564 nucleotides long. RefSeq lists its product as uncharacterized. The record is from RefSeq and is a predicted model, not a curated record. Gene Ontology annotation, biological process: protein transport. Lineage: Eukaryota; Viridiplantae; Streptophyta; Magnoliopsida; Ericales; Theaceae.